ACCUAUACUUCGGACCAAUCAGAAACUAGUAAAGCUUCUAGACAAAAACAAGUGCCUGACUAGAGGACGAGUGUUUGUUCUUGAAUUUGCGGCGUGAAUUUGCACUUCGAAACUUCUGCCCUCCUAGGCUGAUUGAGCUGAACUACUUCUCACUCCAGUACUACUAGGAUCUAGGGAUGGGGUCUGGAAAAGGUCUAAAAGGAGGAGGGGGCACCAAGUGCGUCAAGUACCUCGUCCUUUUUUGCAACUUGCUCUUUUUUUUACUUGGGCUUGCCAUACUUGGUAUUGGUAUCUGGUCAGAAGUCAAGCUCAAGGAGUACUUCGAGCUAGAGGUCCUAAAGAGCUACGCUAUUGACUCCGGGCCGAGAAUCAUCAUCGCAGCAGGAUGUGUGGUCACCAUUGUGGCGUUUCUCGGCUGCUGUGGGGCAUGGAAGGAAAGCAAGUGUAUGCUGAUAUGUUUCUUCGUCUGCAUGCUGAUCUUGUUCUGCCUAGAGAUUGCCGCUGCUGUACUCGCGUUCGUCAAGAAAGACAAGGUGAAAGAUGAGUUAGAAAAUGAACUUAAAAACCAAAUCAAGUCCUACACAGGCAGCGCAAAGAAUGCUGUUGACGACAUGCAGAAGACGGUGAAAUGCUGUGGAAUCACGACUUACGAAGACUGGAAAUCGAGCGAUAAUCUUGGGCUAACAGAUAAUGUGCCGGAUAGUUGCUGUACAACUGUUGAAAAAGAUUGUGGCAUGGGACAGCGGAAAACUCCCACUAGAAUAUACAAAGAGGGUUGCUACAUGAAGAUCAAAAAAGAUAUUGACAAUAACCUUGUGGCCGUGGGUGCGGUCACCAUCACUAUUCUUGUCAUUCAGCUGCUAGCGAUGAUCUUUGCCAUGUUCCUCGUCUGCCGCAUCGACUGAGAGCCUCACGUGACGUCAUGCGCUUGACACGUGGUAUCACGUGGUUCUCAAUAAUCAUGGCUAUAAACAUUAUUAACAUUGAAUAAAAAUAAUUUAUAAAUUAACUACAUCCUUUUAUAGGAAAGGAGCGAAAUGAGUAGCUUUUUUUCAUCCGAAAAAGCAAAUGUAACAAAAGUACUUUCUAAAUAACAUUUGAAUAGACAAAGUAAUUCAUGCUUUAUGGGAAAUAGUUUCCCACGUGCACAGCUUGAUGUUAGGGUUAAAAGAACAACGAAGGCUGUGGAACACCCCAUUGGGGCGAGUUUUCAUAGCUACUUUUUUAAAAAUCGGGGUGUAUAUAAUCAUUACACGCACAAUAUGCAAAAUAUUUAUAAAAUAAAACAAACAAGAGUGAUA
Molecule: messenger RNA, 1301 nt
Organism: Nematostella vectensis (starlet sea anemone)
Lineage: Eukaryota; Metazoa; Cnidaria; Anthozoa; Actiniaria; Edwardsiidae
Product: tetraspanin-9
Exons: 8
Coding region: 177-905 (242 amino acids)
Cellular component (GO): membrane
Source: RefSeq, a predicted model, not a curated record